AUGGCGACUACGGAAACCCAGGUAAAAUACAAGACGAGUCGAGACAAUCUUGUAAAAGUUGACGAGAAAGUAAACAAGUGGUAUAAAAAGGCCGCAGAAACGAAGAUUGACAAGGAGGAGGAAGCCGGCGAGAUCAUACGCAAAAUCAGGGAAGAUGAACGCAGAACACUCUUUGGAAAUCUUCCUUCUGAACAAAUCCCAGAGCCAGAGACUCUGGAUAUGGGGGGCCAGUUCUUGACCAACAGAGAUCGCAUUGAGAAGAAGAGCAAGCUUUACGAAAUUGCCGUGGAGGCACCUAAAGGGGCUCUCUUGCACCUCCAUUUCAAUGCGGAGCUGGAACCAGAGACCCUGCUUAGAGAGGCCCGGAGAAUGAGCAACAUGUUCAUUAGAAGCACGCUGCCCAUUUUAAAGAGGCAAGAUCUCGAGCAAGCGGAACUAGUUUUCAACGUUGUUCCGGAAGACACUGUGUCUCAGGAUAUAUUCUCGCCCGAUUAUUUCAAAGAGGGCGACAAAUUCAUCGCGAAGACACCGUUCGCGCCUAAUCACUGGAUGAGGUGGACUACCUUCCGUGAGGUGUGGAUUAAGAAGUAUGGACAAGAUGAAACGAUCACGAAAGAUCACCACGCCCUUACUAAAUACCCUGAGAGCAACGGGGGUUUUCUAGACAGCUCAGUUGAAGGAAAGUUCAUACCGGAUGCUGCAGAACGGUGGCUGAUCACCAAAAUGGUCCUAAGUGAGGACGAGGCCUACGGUCCCAGGCAAACCGUCAAUGGGGUCUGGGCUCGUUUCAAUCAAGCCACCCGUUGCUUUAAAGGGCUUCUCAAUUAUGAACAAGUCUACAAGUGGUACAUCGGCAACGCUAUCCAGCGCAUGAUCGAGGAAAAGAUCAUGUACGCUGAGCUGCGUCCUAUGCUGCUAGACAAGUUUAUUCCAAAGAAUGACGGCAUUGGCCAGAUAAGCAAUUCAGAGCAAAUGAAACUAAUAGUCGACGGAGUAAACGCGAAGAAAGAAGAGUUAAAGAAGCAAGGGCUCGAGGACAAGUUCCCAUUUGGCCUCAAGAUCAUCUAUUGCACGCCUCGCUCGAUUCCGAAAGUAAGGAUGGUUCAAGAAAUGCAAGACUGCAUUGAGCUGAAGCUCCAGUUCCCUGACCUCAUAUGUGGGUUUGAUCUAGUUGGAGCGGAAGACCGGCCUAACAACAUCGGGUACUAUCACCAGGAGUUGGUCGCUUUUCAAGAGACUUGCGACCGCUUGAAACUUGAUAUCCCAUUCAUGUUCCAUGCUGGUGAAACCUUACUCGACACAGGUGGCUCCGCGCGGCAAUAUCCACAGAACUCGAAUCUUUAUGACGCUGUCCUUCUGAAGAAGUCCAAGCGGAUUGGCCACGGAUUCUCCUUAACCAAGCAUCCUCACUUGAUUGAAGAAUUUAAGAAAAAGGACAUCUGCAUUGAGCUCUGCCCCAUCUCCAACGAGCUCCUACAUCUCUGCAGGAACGUGAAAGAGCAUCCAUACCCGCAACUGCUAGCAGCCGGAAUCCCGUGCACGGUGAAUAGCGACAACCCGUCCCUCUUCAGCAACUCCAUGUCCCACGAAUUCUACCAAGUCAUGGUCGGCACUCCCACCAUGAACAUCUACGGCUGGCGCCAACUCGCUGAAUGGAGUCUGGAAUACAGUUGUCUCUCCGCCGCCGACAAGAAGCGCGGCCUCGACAUUUUCAGGCGCGAAUGGGCAGAAUUUUGUGCCUGGAUCGUGAAGACUUAUAACACUCAUGCCGAAGCCAUAGUCGAGCCCACGCUCCCUAAGAUCUGA
Messenger RNA from Mytilinidion resinicola, 1806 nucleotides. Its product is annotated as Metallo-dependent hydrolase. The transcript is spliced from 4 exons. The coding region runs from base 1 to 1806 and encodes 601 amino acids. Gene Ontology annotation, biological process: inosine biosynthetic process; adenosine catabolic process. NCBI's taxonomy places the organism in Eukaryota, Fungi, Ascomycota, Dothideomycetes, Mytilinidiales, Mytilinidiaceae. The record is from RefSeq and is a predicted model, not a curated record. Gene Ontology annotation, molecular function: adenosine deaminase activity.